AUGGCUGUCGACGGAAGAGAGCUAUGGUGGACGCACGAUGGAAGAUGGGAAGAGGGAAGAGGGAAGACGGACAGGGUGCAUAUAUCACACGUUCCUCAUUGUGCAAAUGUUCUUCAUAUGACUUCAAUAGCUGCCACCUCAGAGGGGGUCGUGAGGGUGAACCGGAGGACUAAAGCAUCUUUCUUGUUGCUGUAUUGUGCAGUCACUGAACUCGUGGAGGGUGAUUCGUCUAGGAAAAUAGUUGAAAUAAUUUGCCGGACAAGCUGGCUAAAGUCUGAGAACCAUUGUGGUCGAAUUGAGAGGGUUUUGAAAGUUCACAACAUGCAAAAGACUCUUGCUCGGUUUGAAGAAUAUAGGGAAGUUGUGAAAAUCAAAGCUAGCAAACUUCCCAAGAAACACUCUCGGUGCAUUGCAGAUGGGAAUGAGCUUUUAAGGUUCUAUGGCACAAUUGUGGCGUGCUCACUCGGCAUGAAUGGAUCAUCCACUCUCUGUGUAUCUGAAAAAUGCUGCGUUUGUAGAAUUAUAAGAAAUGGGUUCUCCACCAGAAAGGAACUUAAGGGUGGUGUCGGUGUUUUCACAACCUCUACUAGUGGAAGAGCUUUUGAAUCUAUAGAAAUUUUUGAAGAUAAUCCAUCUGUAAGGAAAGCUUUAAUAGUCUGCAGAGUUAUUGCAGGAAGGGUUCAUAGGCCACUGGAGAACAUACAAGAAAUGGCUGGGCAGUCAGGGUUUGAUUCAUUGGCUGGGAAAGUGGGUCUUUAUUCAAAUAUUGAGGAGCUUUAUUUGCUGAAUCCUAAAGCUCUCCUUCCUUGCUUUGUGGUAAUCUGCAAACCCUAAAGAACAUAUAGGAAAAAAAAUGCUUGGUUACUUCAAUUUAUGAAGGUUGUUUGAAUCAAUUUUUUUUUUU
Camellia sinensis is the source of this 904-nucleotide messenger RNA. The record is from RefSeq and is a predicted model, not a curated record. NCBI's taxonomy places the organism in Eukaryota, Viridiplantae, Streptophyta, Magnoliopsida, Ericales, Theaceae.